Messenger RNA from Xenopus tropicalis (tropical clawed frog), 2273 nucleotides. It is a transcript of the gene ces2, whose product is annotated as carboxylesterase 2 gene 1. Bases 65 to 1738 code for a protein of 557 amino acids. Gene Ontology annotation, molecular function: carboxylesterase activity. The transcript has 13 exons. NCBI's taxonomy places the organism in Eukaryota, Metazoa, Chordata, Amphibia, Anura, Pipidae. The record is from RefSeq and is marked provisional.
UUAGAAGCUUCAGUGUAUUUGCCCAUUCAUCAAGUGAUUUCUGCUCCGUGCUGAACGUUUGCAAAUGGGAUCCCUGAUCAAAGUGCUUCUCUUGUGCUGUGCGACUCUGGAAAUCUAUGGAACAGAGGAUGCAAGACCACUAUUGAUGACAAAGUAUGGGCAGCUUCUUGGAAAAACAGUGGGCGCAAAGGAAACAGAUAGAUUAGUUCAUGUUUUUAUGGGCGUCCCCUUUGCAAAGCCACCUAUCGGACCAUUAAGAUUUGAGGCUCCGCAGCCACCAGAGCCAUGGAGCUCUGUCAGGGAAGCCACAGCACCUUCACCCAUGUGUUUACAAGAUAAAGAAGUAAUGGAACUACUUGCUGAUUUUUUCAAGGCAAAGUUUGAUUUUUCUCGAGUUUCAGAGGAUUGUUUGUACCUAAAUGUCUUCACUCCAGCAGACAAAGGAGAGAACCCAGGGCUCCCUGUCAUGGUGUUCAUACAUGGAGGAGGACUUGCCAUCGGAGGAGCAUCCAUGUUUGAAGGCUCUGCUUUAAGUGCCUAUGAAAAUGUUGUUGUGGUGUCAAUCCAGUAUAGACUUGGCAUUAUGGGAUUCUUAAGUACUGGUGAUAAAGAAGUACGUGGGAACUUUGGAUUUCUGGAUCAGGUUGCAGCUUUACAAUGGGUUCGUGAUAAUAUUAAGGAUUUUGGAGGUGACCCACAGUCAGUUACAAUAUUUGGGGAAUCUGCAGGUGGCUUGAGUGUUUCUGCACUGGUACUGUCUCCACUUUCUGAGGGAUUGUUCCAUAGAGCCAUAGCUGAGAGUGGAGUUGCAAUACUUCCUGGUUUGACUGCAAGUAAAACUGAAGAGAUUCUUCCUCUUCUAGAUAUGGUCAUUAAUGUAUCCUCCUGUAGUGUAUCGGACCUGGUAGGCUGUCUAAAAAACAAAACAGAAGAUGAGAUUAUUGAGAUUACUGCAGCAAUGAGAUAUGUGAUCUUCCCUGCUGUUGUUGAUGGUGUGUUCCUUCCCAAACCUGCGGAGGAGAUCUUAGCUGCCAAGGAGAGCCAUCCAGUUCCUUUUCUGAUUGGUAUUAAUAACCAUGAAUUUGGUUCUAUGCUGCCAGUGACACUUAAUAUCACUGGAUACAGAGAAGGAAUGGAGAAGAAAGACAUUCAGGCAAUACUUGGUGCUCUUCCUUUGUUGAAUACAGUUUCCAGUGUUAUUCCUUUCAUCAUGGAAGAGUACUUUGGCGACACAAAUGAUCCAAAAGAGUUAAGAAACAAUUUCCUGGAUCUAGCUGGGGACAUUAUAUUUGUUAUACCUGCCCUAAGAACAGCUAAAUAUCACCGAGAUUCGGGGUUUCCUGUUUACUUCUAUGAAUUUCAGCACCGCCCUUCAUUGUAUGCAGACUCAAAAGAAGAUUUUGUUAAAGCUGAUCAUGGUGAUGAACUUUACUUUGUUGGUGGUGGCCCAUUCCUGAAAAAUGGCAUUCUUUUCAAAAGUAAUGGAACAGAGGAAGAGAAAAUCCUCAGUAAAACAAUAAUGAAAUAUUGGGCUAACUUCGCUAGAAAUGGGGAUCCCAAUGGGCAUGGUUUGGCUGAGUGGCCAAAAUAUGAUGAAGAUGAAGACUAUCUAGAAAUUAACUUGACACAGAAAUCAUCUCAAAGACUGAAGGGAGAGAGAUUUGAAUUUUGGACCAUCACCCUUCCUGACAAAAUUCAGAAGUUGAUGGAAGAAAAAGAACAACGUAUAGAGUUAUAAAUGCCAUUAAUUAGGAUUUUGUGCUGUGCAAGUACUGUGGUACUGCUCCAAUAUGCAGUUCCAAUCCUGCACCCUACCUGACAGCACUGACAGAACUAUUUUUAAACUGAACAAAUCUACCUUUUUUCCUUAAUGGGAAUGUCAUGUAAUACUAAUGAAAGUGCUUGUGAACUAUAAUGUAUUUCACUGGUAACCCACAUUUGCUGCCCUUAAAGUAUAGUUAGUACUACUGUCAAGGGAAAGCCAAUGAAAGCCACUCCAGCAAUUGAUGAACUACAACACCCUGCUGUUAAGGUUCGUGAGUUAUAAAUGAGCAACAACUUGUUCCCUACACCUGCCUAGCUCUUCUCUGACAACAACACCAUUCCAGCCUACUACAGCUCUGGCAACACAUGCAAAUACUCAGCAGAAAUACAGAAAAAAAAACUUAAUGAUAAUAUGUUUAUUAAUAGGAUUAACGUGUUAACAGGAAAUCCAUUUUUAGGUUUUUAUGUUGCUAGAUAACUUUGUGAAAUAAAGUAUAAAUGAAGAUUAA